AUGCUGGAUACCAAAUUCCCCAUUAUUCUUCCGAAGAAUCACACUGUGACAUAUUUGCUGCUGGACAGUUACCAUGGACAGUUUCUACAUGGGAACACGGAAACGGUCGUCAACGAAGUCCGACAACAUUUUUAUAUUCCUCAGCUUCGUGUUCUUGCCCGGAAGCUGUCAAGACGGUGCCUAUGGUGCAUCGUCUAUAAAGCCAAACCAGUCACACCUAGAAUGGCUCCAUUACCUACCGCUCGACUGUCACCUUAUACCCGUCCAUUCAGUUACGUAGGCUUUGAUUAUUUUGGUCCCAUACUGGUGAAGGUUGGUCGGUCAAUUGCGAAAAGGUGGAUUGCAUUAUUCACGUGUCUCACUAUCCGUGCUGUUCACGUUGAGAUCGCACACGACCUUUCAACGCAGUCCUGCAUUAACUGCAUUCGACGGUUUGUUUGUCGUCGAGGACAACCACUGGAAAUACAUUCGGACAACGGUUGUAACUUUAAAGGAGCGAACAAUAUUUUACAAAAACAGAUGGAGCAAACAAUCAUUGAUUCGGCUGCUUCGUUUACCAACGCUCAAACUAAAUGGGUAUUCAUUCCCCCAACAUCACCGCAUAUGGGAGGCUCAUGGGAGCGAAUGGUACGCUCGGUCAAAGCUGCGAUGACAAGUCUACCUCAAGAUCGGAAACUAGACGAUGAAGCAUUGCAAACCGUAGCGAUUGAAGCUGAGGCGAUAGUAAAUUCUCGACCGCUCACGUAUCUGCCACUCGACUCAGAAGAGCAAGAAGCACUGACCCCAAACCACUUCAUUUUAAUGAGUUCAACAGGUAUAAACCAACCUGCUGUUCAAAUAUCCGAUCCCACCAAAGCGGCCUUUGGAACGAGGGCCCUCAUUCAGCGAAAUUUGGAUCACUUCUGGAGACGGUGGGUGCGUGAGUACUUGCCAACUCUAACGCGAAGAACAAAAUGGUUUGAGGAAACAAAACCCAUCGAACCCGGCGACUUGGUAGUAGUUAUCGACGAAUCCAGAAGAAACGGAUGGGUGCGUGGGCGCGUCAAGGAAAUUUUACCGGGCAAAGACGGUCGUGUGAGACAAGCAGUAGUUCAAACUUCCGGAGGGUUGUUUCGUCGCUCGGUAUCGAACUUAGCGGUGCUGGAUGUGCCUAGAGGUUGUAAUGCUGAGCUCGGUACUCAUCGUUACGGGAAGGGGGAUGUUGCCACAGAAGCACCGCAACUGGUAACUCUAUCUUCAACAACCACACGCAUGCAGAGCUGA
Molecule: messenger RNA, 1263 nt
Organism: Topomyia yanbarensis
Lineage: Eukaryota; Metazoa; Arthropoda; Insecta; Diptera; Culicidae
Exons: 1
Coding region: 1-1263 (420 amino acids)
Biological process (GO): DNA integration
Molecular function (GO): nucleic acid binding
Source: RefSeq, a predicted model, not a curated record